AUGGGCUUUCAGCCCAUAAGAUCUGUGAGGAUAAACAGCCUAACGGAGCACAGUAUAUCUAGGAGCAAGACACCUGUGGAUGACCCCAUGAGCCUGCUGUACAACAUGAAUGACUGCUAUUCCAAGCUGAAGGAACUGGUGCAGAGUAUUCCACAGAACAAGAAAGUCAGCAAGAUGGAAAUUCUGCAGCACGUCAUAGAUUACAUUCUGGAUCUGCAGAUCGCCUUGGAUUCCCAACCGACCAUCGUCAGUCUCCAUCAUUCCUGGCUGGGACCAAAUUCCUCAUCCACCAGGACACCACUGACCCUCCUAAACACAGACAUCAGCAUCUUGUCAUUGCAGGCAUCUGAAUUGUUAUUAGAGUUUAUCACGAAUGACAGGAACCUAGACACCUGGGCACUCCAACUGCAGCGCUAUUCUUUGCUUUUUUUUGCAAAAAGUGAAGAAUCAGAUACUAAUAUCAAUGAGAAUGAAAAUGAAGAGGGUGCUCCUUCUACCUCUAAUAUGGAAACAAGACAAGGAAGAAACAAAAGAAAUAAUUUUUUAGAGGAAGAUGCCUCUUCAACUGGAAACCCACCAGGAGAGGAGGCAGGGGCAAGUCCAAAAACCAAACAGGUCAAAAACAAAGACAAACAAAAGAGCGAUGCAAAAUGCUGGAAACCAUAA
This is a messenger RNA of Bombina bombina (fire-bellied toad), 666 nucleotides long. Its product is annotated as DNA-binding protein inhibitor ID-2-like. Gene Ontology annotation, cellular component: nucleus; cytoplasm. The coding region runs from base 1 to 666 and encodes 221 amino acids. The record is from RefSeq and is a predicted model, not a curated record. Gene Ontology annotation, molecular function: transcription regulator activity; protein dimerization activity. The transcript has 3 exons. Gene Ontology annotation, biological process: cell differentiation; negative regulation of transcription by RNA polymerase II; circadian regulation of gene expression. Lineage: Eukaryota; Metazoa; Chordata; Amphibia; Anura; Bombinatoridae.